This is a messenger RNA of Spodoptera littoralis (African cotton leafworm), 1113 nucleotides long. The record is from the annotation of a GenBank genome assembly. NCBI's taxonomy places the organism in Eukaryota, Metazoa, Arthropoda, Insecta, Lepidoptera, Noctuidae.
AUGGGCCGCCUGCACACGUUCGUGGUGACGCUGCGGCGUGACAGCCGCGAGGUCAACUGGGGCCUGCGCCUCGUCGGCGGCGCCGACCUGGCCACGCCGCUCAUCGUCACCAGGGUGACACCGGGUACUCCCGCUGGCAAAGAGCUGGUCCGUGGAGACAUCAUUGCCAAAAUCGACGACUACGACGCACGCGACCUGCGACACGAAGAUGCACAGAAUCUCUUCAGGAAUGCACCCAAACAGAUCAAGCUUGUAGUGCAAAGGGACGUGGACCGAGACGGGCCGCGCUCGACCACCCCGAUGGCGCCACGAUCACCGAUACCCAUGGCGGCUGCAGCACCAUACAGGACACCGAGCCCACAGCCAGGCUGGCGUGGCCCCGAGUCUCUGCCCCGCACUCCGGUCCCACCGCACGGUCCCGCGGGCCCGGCCGGCCUGCCUCACUACACCUACCCGUUGCAACUGGAGGGCGAGUACAGGACACUAAUGCUCUCACCGACUUCCACACGUACUGAUGACACACUUGACGAGUCCAUUCAAAGCCAGCCAUACCGCACGACGCCCCUGGUACUGCCCGGCGCGAAGGUACGACGUGAGCCUGGACCCACGGAGAGCUACCUGCGUCACCACCCCAACCCCGCUAUGCGUGCGCCUCCCAGCCACGACUACCGCGACACCCUUAUGAGACAGAAGGUGGCAGAGUCGGUGUUGCAGCGAGUGGUUGGCGAAGAAGCGAACAAGGUGGUGCACAAGCAGUUCAACUCGCCGAUCAAUCUAUACUCGGAACAGAACAUCGCUAACUCUAUCAGGCAACAGACCUCGCCGUUGCCUCACAAGCCCACCGUCCAGUACGACCCCGCGCGCUCCGAGACAUUCCGCGCGCUGCAGGAGGACGGCAUCACCGGCGACUUGCACGAGGUGCCCACGCCCGUCACGCCCAAGGUCUUCACCGCGCCCGCCAACAAGAAGCCAGUUCCGAGACCAAUUAAGCCUGAAGAGAAGCCGAAAGGAAAACAAACGACCUUCGUGAACUCCUUACACGAAGAGCACAUUCAACAGUCGAACUCAUUCAAACGCCUGAUGUACAACGUGCUCGGUGACACGGAGUUCUAG